Messenger RNA from Falco peregrinus (peregrine falcon), 4877 nucleotides. It is a transcript of the gene PEX5, whose product is annotated as peroxisomal biogenesis factor 5. The coding region runs from base 138 to 2075 and encodes 645 amino acids. Gene Ontology annotation, cellular component: cytosol; peroxisomal membrane. Lineage: Eukaryota; Metazoa; Chordata; Aves; Falconiformes; Falconidae. The transcript has 16 exons. Gene Ontology annotation, molecular function: protein binding. Gene Ontology annotation, biological process: protein import into peroxisome matrix, docking. The record is from RefSeq and is a predicted model, not a curated record.
UUAAGGCGCUGUGCGGCGGCGCUGGGGCGCCUGGCCCUUUAAGGGCUAGCCCCGCCCCCGGCCCGGCAGCACUGUGAGCCCUGGCAGCGCCAGGCCAGGCGGGGUUCGGCGCGGACACUCUCCCCCUGCCUGGUGCCAUGGCCAUGAGGGAGCUGGUGGAGCCGGAGUGCGGGGGCUCCAACCCCCUGAUGAAGCUGGCCGGGCACUUCACCCAGGAUAAAGCCUUGCAGCAGGAGGGGCUCCAGGGGCCGCUGGCCUGGCCCCCCGGCGCGCCCGCUGCUGCGGCCAUAUCCAAACCCCUGGGAGUGGCCACCGAAGAUGAGCUGGUUGGAGAGUUCCUGCAAGAGCAGAAUGCCCCUUUACUGUCCCGUGCACCCCAGACGUUUAAGAUGGAUGACCUGUUGGCUGAGAUGCAAGAGAUUGAACAGUCAAGCUUCCGACAGGCCCCUCAGCGAGCUCCAGGUGUGGCAGCCCUGGCACUGUCUGAAAACUGGACCCAGGAAUUCUUGGCUACAGCAGAUAGUGCUGGUGAUGUCUCUUCAGAUUACAACGAGGCUGACUGGUCACAGGAGUUCAUCGCUGAAGUGACAGAUCCACUGUCUGUGUCUCCUGCCAAGUGGGCAGAAGAAUAUCUGGAGCAGUCAGAGGAGAAACUGUGGCUUGGGGAAUCGGAAGACCAGUCUUUGGCAGAUAAAUGGUAUGAGGAAUAUCAGCCUGAGGAUGAUCUUAAGAAAACUGUUAGUGAUUUCCUCUCUGAAGUGGAUGAUCCAAAACUCAAGAAUUCUGAGUUCCUAAAGUUUGUCCGCCAGAUCGGAGAUGGGAGGGUAUCGAUCGAAGCUAAUCAGGUGACCCACAGAGACCAAGAUCAGGCAGAGCAAUGGGCAGCUGAGUUUAUACAGCAGCAGGGGGCAUCUGAUGCCUGGGUGGAUCAAUUUGCGCGAUCUGGGAACAUGUCAACUCUUGAUACGGAAUUUGAGCAGGCCAAGACUGCUGUGGAGUCAGAUGUGGACUUCUGGGACAAACUCCAGGUGGAAUGGGAGGAGAUGGCCAAGAGAGAUGCAGAGGCUCACCCUUGGCUCUCUGAUUAUGAAGACCUCAGUUCCUCCUCAUAUGACAAGGGUUACCAGUUUGAGGAAGAUAAUCCCAUGAGGGAUCAUCCAGAUGCGUUUGAAGAGGGGCAGAAGCGCUUGGAGGAAGGUGACCUCCCCAAUGCUGUCUUGCUCUUUGAGGCUGCAGUGCAGCAGAAACCCGAUCACAUGGAGGCCUGGCAAUAUCUGGGAACCACCCAAGCAGAGAAUGAACAGGAGCUUUUGGCAAUCAGUGCUCUCAGACAGUGCUUGGAAUUGCAGCCUGGGAACCUCACGGCACUUAUGGCUUUAGCAGUCAGCUUCACCAACGAGUCCUUGCAGAAGCAGGCAUGUGAGACCCUGCGGGACUGGCUACGCCAUAAGCCGGACUAUGCCCACCUGCUGGAGAAGGAGGUGGAGGAGAGUGUCUCGGGGACAAACCUGGGACCUUCCAAGCGUGUCCUAGGUUCUCUACUAUCUGACUCGCUCUUUGUGGAGGUGAAAGAGCUGUUCCUAGCAGCUGUGCGCAGCAACCCCUCAACUGUCGAUCCUGAUGUUCAGUGCGGCCUGGGUGUCCUUUUCAACCUUAGUGGCGAGUAUGAGAAGGCUGUGGAUUGCUUCAGUGCUGCGCUCAGUGUGCGCCCCAAUGACCAUCUUCUAUGGAACAAGCUUGGUGCCACCCUGGCCAAUGGGAACCGGAGUGAGGAAGCUGUGGCUGCGUAUCGUCGGGCACUGGAGCUCCAGCCAGGAUACAUCCGCUCUCGCUACAACUUGGGCAUUAGUUGCAUCAACUUAGGUGCCCACCGUGAGGCUGUGGAGCACUUCUUAGAGGCUUUGCACAUGCAGCAGAAGAGCCGAGGUCCGCGAGGGCAGCAAGGCGCUAUGUCUGACAACAUCUGGAGCACCCUCCGCAUGGCCCUCUCCAUGCUGGGGCAGAGUGACCUGUAUGGGGCAGCUGAUGCCCGUGAUCUUCCCACACUGCUUCAGGCAUUUGGCCUCCAGCAGUGACUCUGGGAUGGGAUCCCCUGCGAGUGCAGGGUUGGCCCAGCCCAGCAGUGACCUUCCUUAGAGAGAAAAUGUUCACUAGGGUUCACGCAUAUCUUCGCUCUGGUAGGGCAGAUCGUUGGCGACUGUUUUUUCAAGGACCUCCCGCUGAAGUGUGCAACUUCCCCUACCUGUCUGUUGUGCCCUGAGCAUCUCUGAGCGGUUCAUGCUAUCACCUCCGUGACUGACUGGCGCUCUGCUGGUAGGCAGAUGAUCCAAGUGGGAAGAUGGCAACAUCCAGCUCUCUUGCCAGACUGCAUUUGCUGUAAUGCCCCAGCGUGACUGAGACCUUACAAUAGCCAUUCUGCAGAGACUACCUGCUGGAUGUGUCUCAAGUGCAGGUUGCUUUGGUGGGGUGGGAUUGCCGUUUAGUGAAAGGGUGAAAAAUUCUGGGUUUUGAGCAUGGUUCCGCAUGUAUGUGCUUGCAUGUGUGUAUAUGUGGGUUGCUAGGGAAAACUGGGGGCGCAGUCACCUUUUCUGGGUACUGGUAGCUUCAUGGUACAGCCACAUGCUAGUUUCUCAGUGUCUUUUAAGGAACCUUUUAAGAGCAGAAUAUUUUACUUACGCUAGGGACACAAGUGGAGGCCCUUACCCUAUCAGGGUAAGAGGAGAUCCCAGAGUUCAGACUUGAGGGAAUGUGAUAAGAAUAAAAGUACAAAAAUGUAAUCUCCCCUCCCAGAAUAUGGUGGGGAAAGGGUCAAGUCUUGAUUUUCACUUGAUCAUCUGUCAUUGUUUUCCUUUGUGCAGAAGUUCUCCAUCUUGUGUGUAACUGAAUCUUGUUAAUUAUAAAUAUCUGUAUAUGAUUCUGUUGGGGAAAAUGUUUUUUAAUUGUAAAGUAUUUUGUAUAAUAAAGGGGGGAGAAUUAAAAUUGCCAAAAUGACAUCUUUGUGCCUCUGGAGCUGCAUGCAGUGGGUAGUGUAUAUCACUCUGGGAGUCUAAGCCCACUGACUUUCAAAAGAUAGAUCAGAGUCUGAGUUUGUUUCCCCUUUUGAUCCAGGUUUUGUUUUAUUGAUAACUCGUAUGCAAAUGAAGCUCAAAGGCCCUAAUUUUGCUGUAGCCUUGGGCUUUAGUUCUAUGAGCCAGCAGGAGAGCUUCCUUGUGCCAAAAGCGUUUUCUUUUCCUUGCUUAGGUUUAGGGAUCAGUGAAGCACUCCCCACACACAGCACCACCACCCCACCCCCCUCCCCCCCCAAUUUCCAGGUUUCCUGCUCUCUGCAGUGGGGAAAAUUGUGUUACAUUUUGUCAUCUCAUUGAGGACCCCUCCUGCUGUGGUAGUCGAGACCUGGGGCUCAGCAGGGAGCGCUUACCCUUCUUCUUCCACCAGGCACCUGUUUCUUCCUACCUCUGCCUCACAGGCUUGUUUUUCUCUCACUGCUGUAACAAUCAGGAGCAGAAAGUAUGGGCAGAGAAUAGUUCUUGCUGUGUCUUCUGCAUUCUAGCUUCCCGUGUCUCACAUCCAGCCCUGUGGCACUAAAACCUACAUGCACUAUUCUGAAACUGCUGCAAUGCAUGCAUAAAUGAUUUGCUGCUUGUGCUGUCUAAAAGGAAGGGAAACAUUACUUCUGGAUCCUGCUAACAUGUGCUGCUCCUGGUCAGAGAACUGCCUUUUGGUUUUCACUGAUCUCAAUCCUUGUCAGAUUCUUCUCAGCAAAAGAAAACAUUAGUGCCUGUGCUGUUCCUCACCUGCUGUCCACCUGAUCUCCCUUUCUCUGUUCCCUGUGGUCCCCCCUGCCACUGAUUUUCUUUGCCCCUCUGCUGCACUGCAUUCCUCUCUGUUCACACUCCCAUUGUCACUGCUUGGCCUUCCCUUUUUCUCAUCCUCAGAUGCCAUUAAUGCUUCUCUUCUCCUUGAUUUCCUAGUUGUCUCAAUGUCCCUUGCUAUUCAGCUUGAUCUCUUGGCUUUGUGCUUGGUGUCCUUACCUAUCGCACAUCCCCUCCUGUCUCUGUAGCUAGAGUGAGCUGUCACCAUUUGUUCUCUUUCCCUGUAAGUUGUUCUUUCUUCCCUCCCCCCCACCUUAAAUCAUCUCCUAGCAAGUGUGCUGCCUUUGCUGAGGCCAGAUCUUCACCUAGACAUGAGGUCCUGUUUCAGCCUCCCAGGGCUGAGUAAGACCGAGCUGCUUCUGUCCGGACCCUGUCUAACCUUGUCCUGUUAAAAAUUGUCUUUGGAAACGGCACGUUGGUGCAGGGAGCAGCAGCUGGCUGAUCGUAUCCGGAUUGUGGGUCCUGUUCACGCCUUUUGCCUGCCCUCCAGCCACCUCUGAACCAGGCUUGUGCUGGGGCUCUGGAAGUACCUUGAUUCUAGUUUGCAUUUCCAGCUACACCGUCUGGUGCCAGGCCCUGUCGUACAGUGGGGGUGGUCAGCAGGUGCCGAGCAUUUCAGAAUCACAGGUGAGGCAGUGAGGGGUGUUUGGGGGUCCCUAAUCCACUCCCCUGUCACAACAGGCCUGCCUUGGAUGCUAGACCAGGUAGCUGAGGGCCUUACAAAUGAGCAUGCUCUGCAAUUUUUGUACUUUCUCCUCUUGUACUUUCCCAAGCACACAGAGCAGCGGCAGGGCCUGUCGCCACUAGAAGCAUAAGGGGAGCCCACAGGCCCUUCUCUGUUCUUUUCCAAGUCUGUGGGUGCUACAGGACCCGAACUAGAUCUUUCGCAGGGCACUGGAGGUGCAGUCAAAAGGGAUGGUUCAGUACAUGUUCUUCCACCCAUGCUUCUUGUUGUGUUUUCAGUGUUUUAUUUAUUUGCUGCUUCCAAUAAAUCUGAGAAUCUCU